Messenger RNA from Macrosteles quadrilineatus (aster leafhopper), 1069 nucleotides. Its product is annotated as pro-epidermal growth factor-like. Bases 319 to 924 code for a protein of 201 amino acids. The transcript has 5 exons. The record is from RefSeq and is a predicted model, not a curated record. NCBI's taxonomy places the organism in Eukaryota, Metazoa, Arthropoda, Insecta, Hemiptera, Cicadellidae.
AGUUCGAAGUUAUCACUCGUCGCAUUAGGUCCGCCGAUUUCCGUCAAAGUGCUUCACGGAGAGGAAAGCGCCAUUUCAAUUUCUGACACGGUGACAAAAAAGCGACUUCCAGAAAUAUUGAAGAGAGAUAAUCUGAAUGUCUACAGCAUCGAUUAUGUGUAUAACGAGACACUCGUGUUUUUUGCUGCUUACGGCAAAAUAUUCAGAGCCACUCUUGAAGGAAGAUCGGCCAUUUCCAACCCUGUAGUGAUUGUUGCCCAUGAGGUAGAAGGCCCCGUUAGACUGGCAGUGGACUGGGUACACAGUAGGUUAUACUGGAUGGCGGACAAAUAUCAAACUGUGAUGUCAGCCGAUCUUCACGGCAAGAACCGCAAAUUGCUUUUUGACAGCAUCAAGAACUUUAGCUUCCCGAACAACAUUGUUGUGGAUCCGUAUGAGAGAAUGAUCUUCUUCGUAAGCAACUACGCCAUUUACACUUCCGAUCUCAGCGGGGAGAACGUCACGAUGGUCCUCCUGGAAGGUAACUAUCCCGGGGAGGUUGGUAGAGGUGUCCGCUGCGUCGCCUUGGACAGAGCCAACCGCAAACUGUACUUCUCAGGCAGGAACUUCGAAGAGGCUGACACCAUGUUCUACCUGGCUAGAGCCAACUACGAUGGUAGCGAGGUGGAAGACUUCAACACCACUGGAGUAGGAGAUGUAUACAGCAUGGAGGUCCUGGGAGACACGCUGUACUUCGCCCAACACACAGAAGAAGUUUGCCACGACGAGGUGUUGUCCGUGAAGACUACAUCGCGGGAAAGGUUCACUCCUAGGAAGAUAUUUGUACCGAGUCUUUGCAAAAGUAACAUGUGGGGCAUCAAGGUACUACAUCCAUGUGUUCAAAGACAUCCAAACGACAAAUACUGCUCCGAUUUUUACAUCUAGUAUCGAACAUAUUUUCAAAAGUUCUGACUUCAAAUACAACAAUAAACAAUUACGUUUUGCAUGUAUUUUCCUAACACUUCUUUGGUGGUAAUUCUGUUGUAGAAGUUUAAUAAGCCAUUAAAUCAAUACACCAAAAUACUUAUUG